UUAUCGUAGUGGUGCAGCAGAUGAAUCUCGGUUGUCCUGACAGAAGGAACAUUUAUUCGUCUCAGUCAGUUAGUUAGAGAAUUAUUUUGUAAGAACCAAGAUCAGUGAGAAGAUAGAAAAACCGAUCGAAGAUGUCUUUCACUAUAUUAACGGGUCCACCCGGACCUGAAGCUAGGGCUCUGGCCGAGAAAGAACUUAGGGAAACCGAGGAAAAUGUGAAGAACGGCAUCGAGACCCUGAGAAAAUAUAUUGAAGAGGAUAAAACGCUAUACUACUGCACCGACGACGAUUUUCUCUUGAUUUUCCUCCGUCCAUGCAAGUUUUAUCCGCAGAGCGCAUAUGAACUCAUGAAACGCAUCGCGGAUUUCAGACAUAAGAAUGCAGCUCUCUUCUAUGAUCUAUUGCCGAGUGAUGAAAGAGAUGCCAUCGUGAAUCACAGUGUUAUUAACGUUUUAAAAACAAGAGAUCAUAAAAAUCGCAGGGUGAUGAUAGUCCAAGCUGGCAAAACUUGGGAUCCGUCUAAGGUUACGAGUGAUCAAAUAUUGAGAAUGUUUUAUUUAGUUCAUUUGAUAGCCAUACAGGAGCAGGAAUCGCAGAUAUUUGGAACUGUUGUUAUAAUGGACUUCGACGGUCUCUCCAUGAAACAGGUUAAGGGAAUGCCACCAAGCUUUUCCAUAAAACUUCUUGGUUUCAUUCAAGAUGCAAUGCCAUUGCGUUUAAAAGAGAUUCAUUUUGUAAAACAACCAUUUCUGUUUAACAUGGUAUGGACAAUGUUUAAACCAUUUGUUAGAGAAAAACUGAGAAAACGCAUGUUCUUCCACGGUACCAAUAUGUCCUCUCUUCACACUCACAUUCCUGCUAGCCAUUUACCGAAAAACUAUGGCGGUGAACAACCGGAAAUAGAUUACACUAGCGCCGAUUGGUACCCAACAAUACUAAAUUACGAAGAUAAGAUUAAAGAAUGGAACACAUAUGGAUAUACUGAUAAAAAAUAAAUUAAAUUUUUAUCAGAUCAAUAUCAUCCUAAUGAUAUUAAUAUAAAU
This is a messenger RNA of Camponotus floridanus (Florida carpenter ant), 1043 nucleotides long. RefSeq names its product alpha-tocopherol transfer protein-like. NCBI's taxonomy places the organism in Eukaryota, Metazoa, Arthropoda, Insecta, Hymenoptera, Formicidae. The record is from RefSeq and is a predicted model, not a curated record. Gene Ontology annotation, cellular component: membrane. The coding region runs from base 132 to 995 and encodes 287 amino acids. Gene Ontology annotation, molecular function: phosphatidylinositol bisphosphate binding. The transcript is spliced from 5 exons.